This is a messenger RNA of Ipomoea nil (Japanese morning glory), 2531 nucleotides long. Its product is annotated as G-type lectin S-receptor-like serine/threonine-protein kinase At4g27290. The transcript is spliced from 7 exons. The record is from RefSeq and is a predicted model, not a curated record. Gene Ontology annotation, biological process: protein phosphorylation; recognition of pollen. Lineage: Eukaryota; Viridiplantae; Streptophyta; Magnoliopsida; Solanales; Convolvulaceae. Bases 5 to 2509 code for a protein of 834 amino acids. Gene Ontology annotation, molecular function: protein serine/threonine kinase activity; ATP binding.
UGAAAUGGCUGCUUCUGUAAGUAAUGAUAUGGGAUGGGUUUGUAGUUGCAUUAUUUCUUAUGGUUUCUUAGCCUUUCUGUGUUUUUUCUGCAAUGUUGGAGGGAGCACUGACAGUCUCAGGCCCGGCGAAUCUGUUACUCAAAACCGGACCUUAGUCUCCGCCGGCGGGAACUUCGCCUUAGGAUUCUUCCACCCCGGAAACUCUUCUUCUUCCUUUCUCGGGAUUUGGUAUAAUUCCAUCAACAAUACUGUGAUCUGGGUGGCUAACAGAGAAUCUCCCCUGCGUCAAGAUUCUGAAGCCAUUUUCACACUGGGGUAUGAUGGGAAUUUGCAGCUUUUGGACGGCGGCGGAAGAAAUAUUAUAUGGUCAACCAAUAUCUCAGGCGGCGGCGGAGGAUCCACGGCCGCCCAACUGCAAGAUACGGGAGAUCUUGUUGUGAAGCAGGGUGAGAACACCGUUUGGGAAAGCUUUGAUGGCGACAGCGAUACAUUAAUGCCGGAGAUGAGGCUAAAGGUAAACAAGAAAACCGGAAAACGGAACGUGAUAAGAUGUUGGAGUAGCAGUGAUGAUCCCCGGCCAGGGAAAUUCUCCUGGGGAAUGGAUCCUAAAGGAUCUCCCCAGUUUUUGAUUUGGAAAGAAGAUAAACCUUAUUAUAGGAGCAAUUUGUAUCAGGAAGGGUUUACUUACAGUAUUUACUUUCCCUCAGGUGGAUAUGCUUUACGUUAUUCUUUUGCUAAUGAAAAUGAUGAAGAAUAUUUCAGCUAUGGAUAUGUUGACACCUCAAUUCACGCAAGGGUCAUCUUGACUCCUGACGGUCAUUUGCAGUUUCUGUCGAAGAAAAAAACAAGUGAAAAUUGGCAGAUGGUAUGGCAAACGCCAACCAAUGAGUGUGAAUUGUAUGCACGCUGUGGUUCAUUUGGAAGCUGUGAGAUCCACGAUUCGCACCCGGUUUGCAGUUGCUUGAAUGGGUUUAAACCAAGAUCACAGAGAGAUUGGGAUAAUGGGAAGUAUGAUGGAGGGUGUGAGAGGAGAGUAGCCUUGGGGUGUGGAGAAGGAGAAGAUGAUAAGUUCAUGAGGUUGCCUUUGAGGAAAUGGCCUGACCAUUCAUCUUCACUGGGAAAUAUGACAUUUCUGGAAUGUGAAAUGGAGUGUUCUAACAACUGCUCUUGCACCGCUUUUGCGUACUCAAAUAUCACUUAUGAUUCUGCAGUGUAUUGUAUAAACUGGUUUGGCGACUUAGUCGAUUUGGCACAUAACUAUUCUCCUGCAGGUGACUUCGGCCAAGAUCUAUAUGUUCGUGUUCAUGCAUCUGAGCUAAUAAAUGGAAGCACUGGAAAUGAACAUUCAUCACCUCACAAAAACAAACGUCGUCUUGUUGCAAUAAUAGUAGCUUCAGUCUCUGCAUUCUUUCUUACUGUUUUGGUGUAUAUCCUCAACCGAAAAUACUUUACAGGGAAAGGUCCUACAAUGUCAUCAACUGCACCCCUUCUUGGUGGUAAAGAUGACAUAGACUUGUUGCAGCUUAGCUUGCGGGGAAUAAUUGAUGCUACAAACAAUUUUGAUGAAGCAAACAAACUUGGAGAGGGCGGUUUUGGCCCAGUCUAUAAGGGGUUUAUAUCAGAAUUUGGGAUGGUAGCCAUCAAAAGACUAUCCAAGCAAUCAUCUCAAGGUCAGCAGGAGUUCAUGAAUGAACUGAAGCUAAUUGCAAAACUUCAGCAUACAAAUCUUGUGCGCCUAUUGGGUUGCUGCAUUGAGAAUGAAGAAAAGAUAUUAAUCUAUGAGUACCUGUCCAAGAGAAGUCUAGACAAAUUCUUAUUUGAUGCAUUUCAAAAAGAUAAUUUAGAUUGGAAUACGCGCAUUCAAAUAAUAGAUGGAGUUGCUCAAGGCAUUCUUUAUCUUCACAAGUACUCUAGACUGAAAGUCAUUCAUCGGGACUUAAAAGCAAGUAAUAUUUUACUUGACGAAGCAAUGAAACCCAAAAUAUCAGAUUUUGGAAUGGCAAGAAUUUUUUAUAUUGAUCAAACUCAGGCAAAAACAAAUCAUGUGGUUGGAACAUAUGGUUACAUUCCGCCGGAAUAUGUAUUACAUGGUCAGUUUUCUGAGAAAUCCGAUGUAUUCAGUUUUGGAGUGUUGCUAUUGGAAAUUGUUAGUGGCCAGAAGAAUUCUAAUUUUUUUCGGACUCAACUUUCUUUAACUCUCCUAGGAUGGGCAUGGGAAAACUGGAAAAAUGGACGACCACUUGAAUUUGUUGAUUUAGCGAUAAAGGAAUCAUGCGACUCUCUCAAGGUCAUAAAGUGCAUCGAGGUAGGACUUCUAUGUGUUCAAGCAAUUCCAACGGAUAGACCAAUAAUGUUUGAUGUAGUUCGAAUGUUGAGCAAUGACCUUGCAACACCAAUUCAACAACUCAAAGAACCUGCAUUUGUUUCUAGCAAAUCUAAUUCCAUUGUUUGUACUUCUCAUCUUAAUUCUAAAAAUGAGAUUACAAUAAGUACUCUCGAUCCUCGAUAAAGGAUCUGUCAUUUUGUGUAAA